AUGGUCGAAUCAAACGGAUUACCAUCUUUUGCCUCCACUGAGGCCGAUACCGAAUAUGGUUACGUUCUUUCAGUAUCAGGUCCAGUCGUAAUUGCUAACAAGAUGUCUGGUGCUGCUAUGUACGAGUUGGUUCGUGUAGGUAAAUCAGAGUUGGUAGGAGAAAUUAUUAGAUUGGAAGACGACACUGCAACUAUUCAGGUAUAUGAGGAGACUGCUGGUCUCACCGUUGGUGAUCCAGUCCGUAGAACUCGUAAACCACUCACUGUCGAGUUGGGUCCAGGUAUCAUGAAUAACAUUUUCGACGGUAUUCAAAGACCAUUGAAUGCUAUUGCAGAGAUUACAAAGGGUAUUUAUAUUCCACGUGGUAUCAAUACACCAUCAUUGGACAGAACAAAGAAGUGGGCUUAUGAACCAGCUCAUGGUAUCAAGGUUGGAGAUUUAGUUACAGGUGGUGAUAUCUUUGGUAAGGUCGUCGAGAACAAUCUCAUUAUCCAUUGGAUCAUGGUUCCACCAAAGGAUAUGGGUAAGGUCGUCGAAGUCACACCAGCUGGUGAAUACAAUUUGGAUCAAGUCCUCUUGACCAUCGAAUUCCAAGGUCAAUUGAAGAAGUUGACUAUGGUUCACCACUGGCCAGUACGUUCUGCCCGUCCAUGUAUCGAGAAGUUGCCAUGUAACUACCCAUUGUUGACUGGUCAACGUGUACUCGAUGCCCUCUUCCCAUGUGUACAAGGUGGUACCUGUGCUAUUCCAGGUGCUUUCGGUUGUGGAAAGACUGUAAUUUCUCAAUCUCUCUCCAAGUUCUCCAACUCUGAUGCUAUUAUUUACGUCGGUUGUGGUGAACGUGGUAAUGAGAUGGCUGAAGUAUUGAUGGAGUUCCCAGAGCUCCACACCAAGAUCGGUGACAAGGAAGAACCAAUUAUGCAACGUACUUGUUUGGUCGCCAAUACCUCUAAUAUGCCAGUAGCUGCUCGUGAAGCUUCUAUUUACACUGGUAUCACUUUGGCCGAGUACUUCCGUGAUAUGGGUUACGAUGUAGCUAUGAUGGCUGAUUCCACCUCCCGUUGGGCUGAGGCUCUUCGUGAAAUUUCUGGUCGUCUUGCUGAAAUGCCAGCCGAUUCCGGUUACCCAGCCUACUUGGGUGCUCGUUUGGCUUCUUUCUACGAGCGUGCCGGUCGUGUCUCAUGUAUCGGUCACCCAACCCGUAUCGGUUCCGUCUCAAUUGUCGGUGCCGUAUCACCACCAGGUGGUGAUUUCGCAGAUCCAGUAACUUCCGCCACUUUGGGUAUCGUACAAGUUUUCUGGGGUCUCGACAAGAAGUUGGCCCAACGUAAGCAUUUCCCAUCGAUCAAUUGGUUGAUCUCUUUCUCUAAAUACAUGCAAGCCCUCGACCCACAUUACGAAACCAUGGAUGCCGAGUUCGUACCACUCAGAACCAAGGCCAAGGAAAUUCUCCAACUUGAAGAGGAUCUCUCUGAAAUCGUACAGUUGGUCGGUAAGGACUCUCUCGGUGAGUCUGAGAAGAUCACCCUCGAAGUUGCCAAGAUCAUUCGUGACGAUUUCCUCCAACAAAACGGUUUCACCCCAUACGAUAAAUGCUGUCCAUUCUACAAGACCAUCUGGAUGCUCCGUAUCAUGAUGACCUUCUACAAUCUCGCCCAAAAGGCCGUCGAAUUGUCAACCCCAGAUCGUAAGGUCACCUGGAAUCAAAUCAGAAACGAAAUGCAAGACACCCUUCACAAAAUCACAUCAAUGAAGUUCCAAGACCCAACUGACGGUGAGCCAGCCUUGACCGCACAUUUCACAGGUUUGUUGGAAGAAGUUCAACAACGUUUCCACAACUUCCGUGAAGAGUAA
Heterostelium album PN500 is the source of this 1854-nucleotide messenger RNA. RefSeq names its product vacuolar H+-ATPase A subunit (gene vatA). The transcript is spliced from 4 exons. The coding region runs from base 1 to 1854 and encodes 617 amino acids. Lineage: Eukaryota; Evosea; Eumycetozoa; Acytosteliales; Acytosteliaceae. The record is from RefSeq and is a predicted model, not a curated record. Gene Ontology annotation, molecular function: proton-transporting ATPase activity, rotational mechanism; ATP binding; ATP hydrolysis activity. Gene Ontology annotation, cellular component: proton-transporting V-type ATPase, V1 domain; phagocytic vesicle. Gene Ontology annotation, biological process: proton transmembrane transport; ATP metabolic process.